UUAAUACACUACUACUGUAAAACUGCUGAAAAAUUCAUCAGUUUAUAAACAAACAGGCGUUGUGAUUGAAAAAUGUUCAUAGUGACAAAAAAAAUUGACAGUGAAAAUAUUAGUAAGGUUUGCAGAACAUGCUUAAGAGAAGAUAAUGACAAAAUGGUUUAUUUAUUUGUUGGACCAGCAAAAUCUUCAUUGGGUGCCAAGCUGCAGUCUCUUUCCUGUUUGAAGGUUUCCCAAGGUGAUGGACUUCCUGAAAAAAUGUGUGACAAGUGUGUAAUUAGAGCAGAAUCUGCUCUGCUCUUUCGUGAACAAUGUUGUGCUGCUGAUAAAGCACUUAAGCAAGCUCUCAUCACAACUGCCAGCAAUUACAAUAUCCAAACCUAUGCUCCCAACUCGUUUGCUGGUCAAAUUUCUUAUGAUCAGCAAAGUCAAUCUUUUGGGUCAUUGCACAACUCCUUCCCUUCCCCUUCUUCUUCUUAUUCUUCCUCUUCUUCCUCUUCCUCUCCAGCCUCCUCAAAAAUUUCUAAUCAUAAUAAGACUGCUACAGAUUAUCAAGAGUUUCACGAACAAAAUCAACUUUCUUACCCAGUAAUUGAUGAAAGAGAGAAGUAUAUACCCCAGCUGCAGCCACAUAUCCUCAAGUCAUGUAGUACAGGCUAUCUUAAUUUUAACUACUCUCAUACCAAUGAAAAAUCUACUUUUCAGAAGCCAGAUGAUUUGGAUCAUCCAGUACUAAGACGCAAUCAUUUGCAUUGCAAAAGAAAUUGCACUUCACAGUGCUUGCUGUGCAAUCACACCUUUUCGAAUCAAAUACAAUUAGUUAAUUAUGAUGUGGCUCUUUGUGAGGAAAAUUGUAUAAAUUUGACAAACGGUAUCAGUUUUAAUACAAAUAAUGAAGGAAGCUCAGUUAAUAUUAGAAGAAUCACCGAGCAUGGAACAGCUCUUGAUCAUUUAAACUUUGCUCAUGGCAUCGAUAAGAAUCAAUUUGAAGAUGCAAGUGGUAAUGACACAAUUUCAACAUCUCAAAAAAUGACAAGUGCAUUUGAAAAUGAGAAUCCUCUGGAAAUCAAACAAGACAUCACUUUCAAAUGUGAAACUUGCUUUAUUACUUUUAACAAAAAAUCAAAAUUGAUUACUCAUCAAGCAAUUCAUAGCAGAGAAAAAGCUUUUCAAUGUACGUACUGCUGGAAAUCUUACUCUUCAAAAAAUAAACUAUCUGCUCAUGUGCGUCUACACACCCAAACAAACGUACAUCAGUGUGAUGUAUGCAAAAAAACUUUUGCCUAUCCCUCGUAUUUGCGAGAACACAUGAAAACUCACUGCUUCAAGCAAAGAAAGCAAACCAAUUUUGAGUGCACUCAAUGCAACAAACGAUUCCUUCUCGUUAAAAGCUACACGAGGCACAUGAAAUUUCACACCGGCAAAGAUUUGUAUCACUGCGACGUUUGCAAUAAACUCUUCAGUCACAAGAACUCCUUGAAAAUUCACAUGAGAUCUCACGAAAGUGCGAAAUCACACAAGUGCGAUAUCUGCGACAAGGCGUUCAAUCAAAAGAGUAAUUUGGUGGAGCAUAUUAGAACCCAUACAAAAAUCAAGCCCUUCAAGUGCGAAAUUUGUGAAAAAAGUUUCGUGCAAUCUAGUCACCUCAAGAGCCAUCGAGCAUCCCACGAUUCCAUCCGAAGUUUUCAGUGCAGACUGUGCGGAAAAAAAUUCAAACUACCCAGUCAUCUGAAAAGACACGUUAACUUGCACACAGCUCUAAAAACGUACAAAUGCGAACAGUGCAAUCAAAUGUUCUCUCAAUCUUUCAGUUUACAGCGCCACUUGAAAAGAAAACAUAAAUAA
Messenger RNA from Copidosoma floridanum, 1842 nucleotides. RefSeq lists its product as uncharacterized. The record is from RefSeq and is a predicted model, not a curated record. Gene Ontology annotation, cellular component: nucleus. Gene Ontology annotation, molecular function: zinc ion binding. Lineage: Eukaryota; Metazoa; Arthropoda; Insecta; Hymenoptera; Encyrtidae.